UUGUGUCCGUGCCUGAGGCGUGAGCUCCGGCAGAGGGAGAGAGGGAGGGCCGCCCCAGAGCCAGACGGAGCGUGGCUGCUUCAUUUGUCGCAUCAGCCUGCCCCAAAACAUCCUCCGCUCCUCCGCUCAACAUGCGGCUCUGUCCGCCACCUUCACCGGGAAAAUAACCCUCUUCCUCCCCCUCACCACGGGACCGACACUCCCGCUGUUACCGUGCCCCGGCUCCAUCCGCACGCCGGGCUCUGAGGGGGGCAUCGCGGCUGGGAACACCCCGCUUCGCCCGGUGUGUCGGCUCGGCUAGCGGCGAGAGCUAACCGCGUUUAGCCGGGGAGGAGGCUGAGGAGAGCGGGCAAUACACCUCCAGAGCAGCGCCGUGAAGGAUCUCCCUGCCUCCAUGUGACAGUGUAAAGGUGUCUGAAUUUUUCACUGGCCAUGUAAAUGCACCCUCUCCCAGCCUGAAGAUGGACUGAAAUGCACGGAGGAACGGUCUCAUUGUAUGAAUAGGACGACUGCUUUGUCAGGUUGAGCUCUUGGUCCGUUCUCUCUGCCGUGGCGAGACUCAGCGGGAGAGAUGCCUCCGCGGCCGUCCUCCGGAGAGCUGUGGGGCAUCCACCUCAUGCCCCCCAGGAUCCUGGUGGACUGUCUACUUCCUAACGGUAUGAUCCUGACUCUGGAGUGCCUCCGUGAAGCUACCCUCAUCACCAUCAAACACGAGCUGUUCAAAGAGGCUCGGAAGUACCCUCUGCACCAGCUGCUGCAAGAGGAGACGUCGUACAUCUUUGUGAGCGUGACACAGGAAGCGGAGCGUGAGGAGUUUUACGAUGAAACUCGAAGGCUGUGCGACCUGCGGCUCUUUCAGCCUUUUCUUAAAGUCAUCGAACCAGUCGGCAACAGAGAAGAGAAGAUACUUAACAGGGAAAUUGGUUUUGCCAUUGGGAUGCCUGUGAUCGAGUUCGAGCUGGUGAAGGACUCGGAGGUGCAGGACUUCAGGAGAAACAUCUUAAAUGUUUGUAAAGACUCGGUGGAGCUGAGAGAUGCCAGUGGACCCCACAGCCGCGCUCUGUACGUCUACCCGCCCAACGUAGAAUCGUCCCAGGAGCUGCCCAAGCACAUCUACAGUAAACUCGACAAAGGUCAGAUUAUUGUUGUGAUUUGGGUGAUCGUCUCUCCAAACAACGACAAACAGAAGUACACUCUGAAGAUCAACCAUGACUGUGUUCCCGAGCAGGUUAUAGCAGAGGCCAUCCGUAAGAAAACCCGUAGCAUGCUGCUGUCUCCUGAACAGCUGAAGAUGUGUGUUCAGGAAUAUCAGGGCAAAUACAUCCUCAAAGUGUGCGGCUGCGACGAGUACCUCCUGGAGAAGUACCCCAUCAGCCAGUACAAGUACAUCCGCAGUUGCAUCAUGCUGGGGAGGAUGCCUAACCUGAUGCUGAUGGCGAAGGACAGCCUCUACACUCAGCUGCCCACAGACACCUUCGUCAUGCCCUCAUACUCGCGACGCAUCUCCACGGCAACCUCCUACAUGAACGGAGAGGCCGCGUCCAAGUCUCUGUGGACCAUCAACGGGACCCUGCGCAUACGCGUCCUGUGUGCCACCUACGUCAACGUCAACAUCCGAGACAUCGACAAGAUUUAUGUGAGAACAGGAAUCUAUCAUGGAGGAGAGCAGAUGUGUGACAAUGUCAACACCCAGAGAGUCCCCUGUUCAAACCCCAGGUGGAACGAGUGGCUCACAUACGACAUGUACAUCCCAGACGUACCCCGCGCUGCCCGCCUCUGCCUCUCCAUCUGCUCCGUCAAAGGAAGGAAGGGAGCUAAAGAGGAGCACUGUCCUCUGGCCUGGGGUAAUAUAAACCUGUUUGAUUACACUCACACUCUGGUGGCCAAUAAAAUGGCUCUGAACCUGUGGCCGGUCCCUCAUGGCCUGGAGGAUCUGCUCAACCCCAUCGGAGUCACCGGCUCCAACCCCAACAAGGAAACUCCAUGUUUGGAGUUGGAGUUUGACCACUUCAGCAGCCCCGUGAAAUAUCCAGACAUGAACGCUGUGGAGGACCAUGCAAACUGGACCAUCUCCAGAGAGCUGGGCUUCAACUGUAACCUCUCUGGGCAGAGUAAUCGGGUUGCCAGGGAUCAUGCUCUGACGGACAGCGACAGUGAACAGCUCCGACAGCUCAGCAACAGAGACCCACUGUCUGACAUCACAGAGCAGGAGAAGGACUUCCUCUGGAGACACAGGCACUACUGUAUGAACAUCCCUGAAAUCCUCCCUAAGAUCCUCCUGGCCGUGAAGUGGAACUCCAGAGAUGAAGUCGCUCAGAUGUACUGCCUGUUGAAGGAGUGGCCUUCCAUUCGCCCGGAGCAGGCCAUGGAGCUGCUGGACUGUAACUAUCCCGACCCCAUGGUCCGACACUUUGCUGUGCGGUGUCUGGACAAAUAUCUGACCGACGACAAGCUCUCCCAGUACCUCAUACAACUCGUGCAGGUUCUUAAAUAUGAGCAGUACCUCGACAAUCCUCUGGCCCGUUUCCUGCUCAAAAAGGCUCUGACCAACCAACGGAUCGGCCAUUUCUUCUUCUGGCAUCUCAAGUCAGAAAUGCACAAUAAGACGGUGAGCCAGCGUUUCGGGCUAUUGUUGGAGGCGUACUGCCGCGCCUGUGGGAUGUACCUGAAACACCUGAGCCGACAGGUGGAGGCCAUGGAGAAACUCAUCAACCUCACAGACAUCCUCAAGCAGGAGAAGAAGGACGAGACGCAGAAGGUCCAGAUGCGGUUUCUUGUGGAUCAGAUGAAGAGGCCUGAUUACAUGGAUGCACUACAGAACUUCACCUCCCCCUUGAACCCUGCUCACCAGCUCGGGAACCUCAGGUUGGAUGAAUGUAGGAUCAUGUCAUCAGCGAAAAGGCCUCUGUGGCUGAACUGGGAGAAUCCUGACAUCAUGUCUGAGCUGCUGUUUCAGAACAACGAGAUCAUCUUCAAAAACGGAGACGAUUUGCGCCAGGACAUGUUGACUCUGCAGAUCAUCAAAAUCAUGGAGAACAUUUGGCAGAACCAGGGUCUCGAUUUGCGGAUGCUCCCGUACGGCUGUCUGUCUCUGGGGGACUGUGUGGGGCUCAUCGAGGUGGUGCGUAACUCUCACACCAUCAUGCAGAUCCAGUGUAAGGGAGGCCUGAAGGGGGCGCUGCAGUUCAACUCCAACACGCUGCACCAGUGGCUCAAGGACAAGAACAAGGGCGAGAUGUAUGACAUGGCAGUGGAUCUGUUCACCAGGUCCUGUGCUGGCUACUGUGUAGCUACAUUUAUCCUGGGGAUCGGAGACAGACACAACAGCAACAUCAUGGUCAAGGAUGAUGGACAGCUGUUUCACAUCGACUUUGGGCACUUCCUGGAUCAUAAGAAGAAGAAGUUUGGAUACAAACGUGAGCGCGUGCCCUUCGUCCUGACGCAGGACUUCCUCAUCGUCAUCAGCAAAGGCUCCCAGGAGUGCGCCAAAACCAAAGAGUUCGAGCGUUUUCAGGAGAUGUGUUAUAAGGCGUACCUGGCCAUCCGACAGCAUGCUAACCUGUUCAUUAACCUGUUCUCCAUGAUGCUGGGCUCUGGGAUGCCCGAGCUGCAGUCCUUUGACGACAUCGCCUACAUCAGGAAGACUCUGGCUCUGGAGAAAACUGAGCAGGAAGCGCUGGACUACUUCAUGAAGCAGAUGAACGACGCUCAUCACGGAGGGUGGACCACCAAAAUGGACUGGAUCUUCCACACGAUCCGACAGCACGCACUGAACUGAGCUACAGCGCCCCCAUCUGGGAGUCAUCUCAAUCAGCACCAGACCAUCAACAACACUAUGAACGAGGGGGAGACAAACACUAAACCCUGCACUAAAACAACUGUCCCUCCUUGGAUUUUCUAUGUGUUAGACAGUUUAUUACCUCCAGCCGAUGACGGAGGAAAAGUAGGGGCAGGAGAAUCAGGGUAUGAAUUGUAAGCGGCAAGGAUCAAAACUACGGUGGCUGCCCAAUUCUAAAUAGUUAAAGAUGCACUAUGUAACUUUUCUUACUCGUCGUUUCCAUGGAGAUGUUUUCCUGGAAUCUUCCACAGUAUGCUAUAAAACUUAUUAGGUGUGCAUUUUUAAAUUUUAGGCUAGAAAAAAACAAAAACCUUGUUGAAAACUUUACAAAUUUGACUUGUAAUUCAUCCUGGUGGUGUCGUCUGCGGUUUCCAUGGAGACAGGUAAGCUUAAUGCCGCACCGUGGAAUGUUCUAGCAAAUAUUUUAAGCAGAUACAUCGCCGUGGAGACAAGCAAGUGGCAGAACCUUCUACCAGAAAAGUUUGUUAAUGAAAUCAAAUGAAUAAAAUGGUUAAUUUGAUCAAAUAAAAACAUUAAUGGGUUUAACGUACAGAAACUGGCCAAUAGGAGCGUACGCCCUGUGCUCGCGUGUGAUUGGCCAACGCUUGACCCCAAACUUGACCCUAAACUGGCAAUUUCCAUUAAUUGUUAUUUAAAUUUUCUAUAGCGUGAAUAAUAGAUGUACAAGUAAGAAGGCUAAAGAUGCACUCUGUAACUUUCCCUACCUGUUUGUCUCCAUGGAGAUGAUAUCACUUUGCUUUGAAUGUUCCACAGUAUGCCGUUAAACUCGUCGAUUUGGCAUUUAUUCAGGUACGGCUAUUUUUAAUCGCUAAAAAUACUUUGAAAAACAUGCGUUAGUUAGUGUGAGCAGGGCCACCUCUCCACGGAUCAAACCUGUAACUCGGCCUAUCGGUUUUACCACAAUGGAGAUCGAUAAGUUUAAUGCCGUAUUGUGAACUAUUCAAGGAAAUGUAAUAGAUAUUAUAAUAAUAUCUCUAUGGAUACAAGCAGAUAGCAGACUGUACGACAGAAAAGUUACGCAGUGCAGCUUUAAAACAUUUUAUAUCCGAAUAACACGAGUAUUUAAACAAUUUUGUGUAAAUGUGCCAAUGUUUUAUAGAUUUUAAGCUACUGGUAGGAACUUCUAAACAGGUUGCAACUGCUGCUGCCUUACUGUGACUAAAAGCAAUUUGCACUUUAAACAGGGUAGUACUGAGGAUUAUUAUGUGUUUUUAAUUAACAAGUAUUACCUGUUUUGCUCCAUUUUACAUUUUGACAAUCAUCAAUAUGAGGUAAUAAACUGUCUAAACAAAACAAAAAUCUCACCAACACAAUUUAAAGGGUCUGUAUUACACUGUUUUCUGAUCUGUUAUAAUGUUGUUUCCUCAUCACAAACAGACCUGGAGUUGUUUGAGUUCUUCUCUCAAAUUGAAAACACUCCACCAUAUGGCACCUUGUGAUGUCAUGAUGUGGUAAUACAGGAAGUGCUCCAUUGCGUUUUUAAACUUCGUACACCUUCACUAGAAUAAUUUGGGUGAUUUCAGCCCUGGAAUUGCCAAUCUGCACUGAACCAAAGCUAAAAAAGUAGCAGUUAACUUGAAAACUACCACUACGUGACAUCACAAGGUGGAACACAGCGUUUUAAGCUUUGGAGAUAGCCCAAUUAUCCAAAACACAACUCCUGGUAUGUUUUUGAUGAUGUUUCCGCAUUAUAACAUGGAUAAAACCUCAUAAGAAUCCAUUGGGUGUAAUAUAGACCCUUUAAACAAUUAACUUUGAAGAAAUUGUCCAGCCAAGGAAAUCCUGCUGCUCCGAGGAACAAGAAUCGCUGCUGUUUAUGGAAAAAGUGAUUAAAAAUCACUUGGAAUUAUGACGUUUUUUUUCCAGGAUCAUGAAGUGGCCAUUUUGAACUUUUCCUCUUUACAAAUGUGACAUAAAUCUUUGACUCACGGUGAACAAAAAAAUGACUAAAAAAAACACUGCACUUAAACAAAAUGACGACUUUUGAACAUUAUUUAUGAGAGACUCUUGUUCAUUUUGUAAAUACCAGAUUUUUUAUUUGUGUUUUAACAUUUUUGCAGCUUCUAAAAACAACAUUUACCUUUUUAUUAUUGAUUCAUUUCGAACUGCUGAAACUCCAUUUUAUAUUGUACAGUGUUAUAUUGAACUUAGCUCGUGUGCAGCUCAUCUGACAGUAUGUGAAUCUACUACAGUCAAAGUGCCAUUCUCGUAAUAUGUAGAGAUCAGGAGUUUGUCAUUACAUUUAUUUAAUUUACAUGUUGGUGUAAUAGUAAACCAAUGGAGACUUUAAGGUUUAAACGAUUGGAGUUAGACUUUACUCAAAAGUAGCGCAGCACUUGCCUGGCAAAUCCAAAAUGAUGUCUCUCUGUAUAUGUUUUAUACAGAGGGAUAAGAGUCUAGUCCCCAACACCGUCGAGUCAGAACUAAACAUGAUCGUCCAGUCAGAUUUGUCUAUUUCAGUGAUGUCUGUGUAAUCCCUCAGUCGUCCAGUUGUAGGAGUGAACAAAAUCGCAUUUCUCUCACUUUAGAUCAACAGAAACUAGUGCUUCCCUCAUUAAUUCUGCAGAAACUCACCAUGUUUUUCAGUCUCUUGUGAUAUUUUUCUGUCUUUCUUUGUUCCUUGUAAGCUGCCAUAUUUGUUUUAAUACAGACCGCCCAUGCACGUCCCCGAUUGGCUGAUCCGCCUGUCAAUCACGCCCAUCAGAACUCGGGGAUAUUCACCGGUGACCAGCCUCAUAUCUUCGUAAAGUACUGGAAAAGUGUGAGUUCUGGAUCCCAGGCAAGGACCCCACCAUAUAUCUCAACUGAAACGUAAUCGCAAUUUGAGGUAGAGCCAUUAUCGACUCUCAAAUGCAGCAAAUUUCUGUCAUUUUAUAGAAAAACCCUGUUGUACCUGUAGUUUAGCCCUCUUCAAACACAUUCUGAAAUGCAUGGGAGUCUUGUAUUAGUUUACCAGUUCAGAUUUCAGACUUCUCUCGAAUGUUAACGCCCUUAGAGUUGUUUACGAAGUGAAACAGAAGCCUACGUUUUAAGCAUAUACACCAAACUGCGCAACCCUACUCCUAAGUACACGAUUCGCUUAUUUGUUUACGUCAUAAUUCCACCUCUAAUUCUGCGCGUGUUAAGAUAGCAGCUUUUUAAAACAGUUUUGGCUAAUGUUACGUCUUUGAAGUUGCUGCCUGCUUGCAACAAAGAUGGCGUAUUUUGUCGGUAUCGUUUUAAAGUAUUAAUUACUUUCGAUCCCGAUCUUUAUAGGUUGGUUGGUCGACUACGAUUUUUACCCAUUGCCAAAAAUGACACGAAAACCCCAUGUACAGUUACUAAAUGCUGCAUUCAUCUGCUCUUUGUCACUUUUUGUUUCUUUUUUGGUUUAAUUGUACAUGUUUUUUUUUGUUUUGUUAGAUGGGCAGUAAGUAAACAGUGUGAAAUGGCACUGAAGAGUGAGGAGAGACAUUCAGCAAAUUGCCCUAUAAUAGAAGCAAUGUACCAUCCAUAGACCGUAUAUAUAAGUGGACAUAGCUAACCCGCUAGCCGCCGCUUUCCAAAUAGGACAUUUUGGUCUUAAAAUGUUCGUAUUAACCCGCUCUACGUGAUCCUGAGGUUUUUAUUUCGCAAUUUUAUCCGUAAAUCAAGGUUUAAAAUGUGGCCAGGUGUAAAAUGAAUGGACCAGACACCAGCAACUUCAACUCACGUUAAAAUGGCGGACAAACUGCCCAGGACAACUUAGCACACAAAAGAACCCUGGACAGUGCUAUCUCCCCUUGAAUAAAUCACAAAUGUACAAGAUUGGUCACAAAAUAAUAAAACUUUCUUAAAUAUUCUAAACAAUUACAUUGAACCAUUAAUAAAAUCUGAAUAUCAAUCCUUGGGUCUAUAACUAAAUGAAUAAUCUUAAAAUAGGACACUCAUUACAGCAUUACUUAUCAAUAUUAAAGAUUAUUAUUUGUGCUCAACCCAUUCAAACUCACAUUUUUAAUCCUCACACGCACUGUUUUCUGUCUGGUUCUCAUUGAGGCACUUGGCUGUCUGACGUUGAUGACAUCACGCGUGCGACUUCAAGUGACUACUGCAUUACCCAUAUAGUACAGUGACAUCUAGUGGCUACGCCGAAAAUUGCAACUACUACUUGUUAACUUGGAUUUUGUUUUAUUUGACCCGGCUACAUAAACAUUAAUAACAGACAAAUCAGGCGCCUUCUUUCCCUGAGAUCACUCCCACUAGCGUUAGCAACAGGUUUGAUUGACAGCGUUGCUAAGCUCCUGCUCCCUGUUAAGCCAUCAGUGUGGGCGGGAAGGGGCGUUACCUUCAACAGCCUUGCUCCGGAUUGGCUCUUUGGUUGCUAUGAUACUCGCAGUCGGAUUUCCAAAUACGAAACUCGGCUCCAAAUUCGUCCUUGUAGCUGCUAGCCUCGAUGAGCUUCAUUUGACUGGAGCCGAACGCUGUGAUCCACUUUUUUAUACAGUUUAUGGUACCAUCCCGUUUGAGUUUUUCGGCUUAAACGGGCGUCGCAAUCUGCUUGGAAAGAUCACAUGAUUGCAGCAUUAUCUGUCUCCUGUUUACCUCAUGUUUUUACGUGAAGUUCUAGUCCCUUCCAAUGAGAUGUUAAGCUAUUAAAAUUGCACUAAUUAUUCAAAAAGCAGGAAGGGGAAAAACUAUUAAAAAACAUCAACGUUGACAACUUUUAAAAGGUGCACUAUGGAACACUUUGGGCUCAUGUCCACUGUUUGACGGGAAUGUUCCACAGUAGAGGAUUAAAUCUGUUUAUCUUCAUGGAGACAGGGUUAGAACUGAGGAGAGACAAGCCUGCUGCUUUUUUAAAUGGAUAAAUAAAAUGCCAUAUUGUGGAACUUUCAAGGCAAACCAGUAACAAACGGUUUUCAACAGGUCAAAGUUUACAAGUGUUUGAAAUGUCUAAUGUGCUGAAAUAAUCCAUAAUUAUGUAAAAGGACAAACAGUAGCUUGCACUUGGUGAGGACAAAGGUGCUCUUUAGUUUAUAUGUGGUAAGAAUGUAAUCAACUG
Molecule: messenger RNA, 8879 nt
Organism: Periophthalmus magnuspinnatus
Lineage: Eukaryota; Metazoa; Chordata; Actinopteri; Gobiiformes; Gobiidae
Gene: pik3ca
Product: phosphatidylinositol-4,5-bisphosphate 3-kinase, catalytic subunit alpha
Exons: 26
Coding region: 572-3778 (1068 amino acids)
Biological process (GO): phosphatidylinositol-3-phosphate biosynthetic process; phosphatidylinositol-mediated signaling; cell migration
Cellular component (GO): phosphatidylinositol 3-kinase complex, class IB; phosphatidylinositol 3-kinase complex, class IA; plasma membrane
Molecular function (GO): 1-phosphatidylinositol-4-phosphate 3-kinase activity; 1-phosphatidylinositol-3-kinase activity
Source: RefSeq, a predicted model, not a curated record